This is a messenger RNA of Erigeron canadensis, 714 nucleotides long. RefSeq lists its product as uncharacterized. The transcript has a single exon. The record is from RefSeq and is a predicted model, not a curated record. The coding region runs from base 1 to 714 and encodes 237 amino acids. Lineage: Eukaryota; Viridiplantae; Streptophyta; Magnoliopsida; Asterales; Asteraceae.
AUGGCUGAUCCAAAGUUGUUGUUUGUGUAUACCUUGAUGUUAUUAUAUUUAUUCUACUAUGGAGCCGGUAGCAUGGAGUAUAAAGUGAUUAAUGAUGUCCCCAAAACCCCCGGGAGCAUCAGAUAUACUAACGAGAUUGGUAUUCCUUACACAAAAGAAUUAUUACCUAAAGUCACAAACUUCAUUUGGUCUACUAUCUUCCAACAAAACAACCCAGCAGAUCGAAAAAACUUUAACGUUAUACAAGUGCUCAUAACUAAGCUCCAGAAAGUACCUGCAGGUGUAGUAGCCGUGACGAUAGGAAACCAAAUGAAUAUUAGUUCCGAUGUUAUACAAGAAUAUAAAGGAGACGUGAAAUGGUACUUCACCACUACUGUGUACCACGAAGCAACCCAUAUUUUUCAAUGGACUGGGGAGGGUAAAUGCCCCCGUGGUUUGGUGGAAGGCAUAGCGGAAUAUACGCAAAUCAAAGCCAACUAUGUCCCACCUACAGGCUAUACAAAGCCCGGAGAUGGGAAUAGUUGGGACCAAGGUUAUUCUUUCACAGCUCGUUUUCUCGAAUAUUGUGAUGGGCUUGUUCCAGGGUUUGUGGCAAAGCUUAACAACAAGAUGAAAAACACUUAUGAUGUUUCGUUCUUCAAAGAAUUAACUGGGAAACCUGUGGAACAACUUUGGACGGAAUACAAGGCCAAGUACGGGAAAAAGAAUUAUUAA